Messenger RNA from Brassica napus (rape), 1858 nucleotides. RefSeq names its product agamous-like MADS-box protein AGL17. Gene Ontology annotation, molecular function: DNA-binding transcription factor activity, RNA polymerase II-specific; protein dimerization activity; RNA polymerase II cis-regulatory region sequence-specific DNA binding. The record is from RefSeq and is a predicted model, not a curated record. Gene Ontology annotation, biological process: positive regulation of transcription by RNA polymerase II. Bases 318 to 1001 code for a protein of 227 amino acids. Lineage: Eukaryota; Viridiplantae; Streptophyta; Magnoliopsida; Brassicales; Brassicaceae. The transcript is spliced from 8 exons. Gene Ontology annotation, cellular component: nucleus.
AGGUGAUUCUUAGACGUUUCUCAUGUUUUUUCUGUUCUAUGAAAUAAUAAUCACGUACCUUUAGGUCUUAACUUGGUACUUUACUAAAUAGCCCUCGAGUUGUAUCUACCAAUACGACUCAAAAUAGACUAUACCUAUUUGUUUAUUCCUCAAAGAGAUUAUUGACCUGUACUUCCUUUUUUUUCUCUCUCUCUCCUCUUUCUCCUGAUGCGUUCUUCUUCAUCGACCUUUGGUGUUGCAAAGAUCUAGAAAAACCCUAGAACGGGUAAGAUCACCAAGGUCGAGAGGAAGACCAAAAUAGAGUUAACUUCAAAUUGAUGGGGAGAGGGAAGAUUGUGAUCAAAAGGAUCGAUGAUUCGACGAGUAGGCAAGUCACUUUCUCCAAAAGAAGAAAGGGUCUAAUCAAAAAAGCUAAAGAACUCGCCAUUCUCUGCGAUGCCGAAGUUGGUCUCAUCAUUUUCUCCAAUACGGACAAGGUCUAUGACUUUGCCAGCUCCAGUAUGAAAUCGGCUAUUGAACGAUUUAACAAGACCAAGAUGGAGCAGCAACAACUAUUGAACCCUGCAUCAGAAGUUAUGUUUUGGCAGAGAGAGGCCGCAACUCUAAGGCAAGAACUGCACUCGUUACAGGAAAAUCAUCGACAGCUAAUGGGGGAGAAAUUAAAUGGUUUGAGCGUUAAUGAAUUGCACAAUAUAGAGAGCAGACUUGAAAUGAGUUUACGUGGAAUUCGUACGAAAAAGGAACAAAUGUUGACCGAUGAAAUCAAAGAACUAACCAAAAAGAGGAAUCUUAUUCAUCAUGAGAACCUCGAAUUGUCAAGAAAAGUACAAAGAAUUCAUCAAGAAAACAUCGAACUACACAAGAAAGCUUAUGCAACGUCAAGCUCAAAUGUAUUGGGACUUGGUGAGCUUGAAGAUGCAGCAGAUGCAUCAAAUGCACAAGUUAGGCUGCAGCUAAGUCAGCCUGAACAGUCCUGUUAUGAUUCCGCAUCAAAGAGCUAAGAUCAUAGUGAAAAGAUACUUGAAAAAGUGCAAGUAUAAUCAGAGAACAAACCGAAGGUUCAACUAUGUACAAUAUAUAUAUGAUCAAGCAAUGGAGCAGCGUGUCGCUUAUAUUGGUUCUAGCUUUGUCAUUUGGUUUUAAGUAUAUACUUAAGAGUUAACAAAUAUUAAGAAAACGCAUACAGUUUAUAUAGAUAAGUACGGUGUUCAAUUGAAAUUGGGUUGAUUGCAGUUUGUUCGUUUCUCGGUUUUCAGUGAAGAGUAAUUAAAAUAUGAGAGUGUUAUUCUGGCUCAUACUUCGGUCGACUUUGUUGUACCUUUUGGUUUAGAGUGGUGAUGAUGAUGGAGAGGCCUUUGUUAUUAGGAUAAUUUUUUUUAGUUUAUUUUUUAGAAAACUAAGAUAUAUAUAAGAAAAAACUGAUAAAGAGGUGAUUUUGUUAAAAUAUUUGAUCGCAAGAAGUGUCACCAUGGAUAUGAGGUUGCAGUCGUAUGUUGCAAGGGGAGAGGUUGCUUGGCUGAGGGGUUUGUUCGCAGAAGAACGACUAACAUGCUAAAGGUAUUGAUAUGAGGAAAGGGGAUUAUGUUGUUGUGAUGAUGUCUAUGUUUUUGUGGUGGGAAGACGUGAAUGAGUCUCAGGCUCUGUUCUUUUUGGGUGUUGUUUUAAUUUUAGAUUGUAUUCAUGAGACUUUGGUUAUUGUUUUUCAUCAAAUAUACGUACUUUCAGAGGAAAAAAAAAGAGAGGUGAUUUUGUUAAAAUAUUUAAAUAUUAUAUUUGAAUUUUGAAGAGCCCUAUUUUAGUUGAGCCACUUCGAUAAUAAGAAAAUACAAAGCAAGUCCCAGUUUACUAUUCAACAAAA